AUGGCUCCCAAGAUCGCUAUCGUCUUCUACUCGAUGUACGGCCACAUCAAGCAGCUGGCCGAUGCUGAGAAGGCCGGUAUUGAGAAGGCCGGCGGUACUGCCGACCUGUUCCAGAUCGAGGAGACUCUUUCCGAGCAGGUCCUCGGUAAGAUGCACGCCCCGGCCAAGAGCGACGUUACUGUCCUCUCGGACCCCGCGACCCUCGAGGGAUACGACGGCUUCCUGUUCGGCAUCCCGACCCGCUACGGCAACUUCCCGGCCCAGUGGAAGGCCUUCAUCGACAAGACGGGCGGCCAGUGGCAGAAGGGCGGUUUCGCCGGCAAGUACGGCGGCUUCUUCAUCUCGACGGCCUCGCAGGGUGGCGGCCAGGAGGCCACGGCCAUCGCCGCCAUGUCGACCUUUGCCCACCACGGCAUCAUCUACGUGCCCCUGGGCUACGCCAAGGCCUUUGCCAUCCAGACGGACCUGACCGAGGUCCGCGGCGGCUCCCCCUGGGGCGCCGGCACCUUCGCCGGCGGCGACGGCUCGCGCCAGCCCUCGGAGAAGGAGCUGGAGCUCGCCAGGAUCCAGGGCGAGACCUUCUACCAGACCGUCGCCAAGGCCAGCUCAUAA
Messenger RNA from Gaeumannomyces tritici R3-111a-1, 612 nucleotides. Its product is annotated as minor allergen Alt a 7. Gene Ontology annotation, molecular function: FMN binding; NAD(P)H dehydrogenase (quinone) activity. Lineage: Eukaryota; Fungi; Ascomycota; Sordariomycetes; Magnaporthales; Magnaporthaceae. The transcript is spliced from 3 exons. The record is from RefSeq and is a predicted model, not a curated record. The coding region runs from base 1 to 612 and encodes 203 amino acids.